Myiozetetes cayanensis is the source of this 1434-nucleotide messenger RNA. Its product is annotated as transmembrane protein 198-like. Lineage: Eukaryota; Metazoa; Chordata; Aves; Passeriformes; Tyrannidae. The record is from RefSeq and is a predicted model, not a curated record. The transcript is spliced from 3 exons. The coding region runs from base 1 to 927 and encodes 308 amino acids. Gene Ontology annotation, cellular component: vesicle membrane; plasma membrane.
AUGGACCCCGGCGCCCCCCCCGCAGAGCCCCGCUGUGCCCUCGGACCUCGGGGACCCCUCGAGCCCGUCCCGGCCGCGCUCUGCGCCCUCGGGGCGCUCCUGGGUCUCGGCUGUGGCUGCUUCGGCUACCGCUGCUUCAGGGCCGUCAUGUUCCUCUCGGGGCUGCUCUUCGGCUCCGCCGUCAUCUUCCUCCUGUGCCACCGGGAGCGCGUCCUGGGGUCCCCGCUGAGCCUGGAGGCGAGCGCGGGCAUCGCGCUGGGCAUCGGGCUGCUCUGCGGGCUCCUCACGGCGCUGCUGCGCAGCGUGGGGCUCUUCACCACGGGGCUGCUGCUGGGGCUGCUGGUGGCGGCGGCCGCGCUGGCCGCGCUGGCCCCGGCGGAGCCCCCCGGCAGCCCCUGGGUGGGCGCGGGGGUGGCGCUGGGGCUGGCGCUGCUCGGGGCCCUCUCGGCGCUGCGCUGGCCCCGCGCCCUCACCGUGCUGGGCACGGGCGUGGGGGGCGCGGCCGCCCUGGUGGUCUGCGCGGAUUAUUUCGCCGAGGGGGCGGCGCUGGUGGGGUUCGCGCUGGCCCGGCUGCGGGGGGCGCCGGGGGGCCCGCUCUGCUGGCCCGGGUGGGCGCUGCUCGGAGCGUGGCCCGCGCUCAGCGUCACCGCGGUGCUGCUGCAGUGGAAGGUGACGGCUGGAGGGGCACCGAGGGGACACGUCCUCAGUCGGCGGCAGAAGCGGCUCCGGCACAAGGAGCCCAAACCCUCCCCCGAGGGUCCUCCCGGCCGCCAGGCCCCUCCGGCCCAGCGUUGCAUGGACCCCCCGAGCCCCGGGGACCCUCGAGACCCCCCGAGCACCGCCCAGAGCCUGCGGGACCGGCAGCCGGACAGCGGGGCCCCACCGGGACCCCCCAACGCCGCCCCCCUGCCCCGACACCGCCUCUGAGCCCCCCCAACGUGCCUUGGAGACCCCCACACACACACUUCGGUGUCUGCACCUUUAAAUAAGCAAAUGAAGUGCCUCGUGCCUCGCCACCGGGGGCGUGGCCUGUGGAGAUGGGCACGUGGGUGGGUGGGACACGCGAGGGGAGUGGGGGAGAGCCCUGUGCACCCAACCCACCCCUCCGGCCCCUGGGGACACCCUUGAAAAGAAAGCCCCUCAUUUAUUUUUGUAGGACCUACCCAAAUACUUUGAACCGUGGGCUCAGCCCCCUCCCCUUCUGUUGGAGGGAAGGAGAGGGGUCCUAAAAGCCUUAACCUCCACCCUGGGUGGGGGUCUCACUCUGCCCUGGGACCCUCCAGCCUUGCCUGACUCCUACAGCACCACAUGGCCCCCACCCUGGGGAGGGUCCAGCCACCCCCCAAGCCCCCCCCAGGGGGUCCAGGCCUGACCCCCCCCACGCUGGGUCAGUGCUGCAGUUUUUAUUCUUCCACAAUUUUUAAAAAUAAAGGG